Caenorhabditis auriculariae is the source of this 3863-nucleotide messenger RNA. The record is from the annotation of a GenBank genome assembly. NCBI's taxonomy places the organism in Eukaryota, Metazoa, Nematoda, Chromadorea, Rhabditida, Rhabditidae.
AUGAUCUUCCUCCUGCUCCUUUUUUUCGCACCUCCGGUCGGUUCCAUCGAGUGUUUCCAGUGCGAGAGCGACUUCCAGAACGUCUUGAGGUUCUCUUUUUCUCAGAAUAGAUUGAAAAAAUGAUCAAAUUCAUAAAACUGUCUUUAAAAAAAAUGAAUUAAAGAAGAGUAUUCCCAUAAAUCUUCCCUUAGAGGCUAAAUCUAAAAUUUGUCAUCUUACCUUUUUUUUUUGGAGCCCUUCUGUAUGAAACUCUAGUGGUCCCUUAAGAGAUACUCAAGAACACUAAAGUGGCCACUAAAACAACCUCCAUAAAAGCCACUAUUUUAUCUCUUAGUGGCCACUAUAGCAGUUGUAGUGGUCUAGUAGUAUCACUGAGACUUUAGAGGCUUACUUUUGGCCCUUAAGUGGUCACAGAGUAUACUGUAGUGACCACUAAAGCGUCAAAACCCUAAAGUGCCCACUGGAAAUUUUUCCAAUGAGAUUCCAAAAUCCCAAUUUCAUAAUUUUGUAUGUCUUUUUUUCAUCAAACGGAAUACGUUUCUGAAAAUGUAUAUACCGGAGGUCCACUUGAUCUUUCAGUUCAGAUUGCAUGGUCGGAAAAAAAAAUACAAUCUACUUUUUCUUUAUCAAAUUUUCCAGUGACAAAAAAGAAUAAAGAAACUUUUAGGUGCAAAGAGCCCUGCUCGGGAGAUCAAUGCGUCGUUUGGAAGUGGAAAAAACGGGACGGUUUAGCGAUAAGACAAGUUAUUCCAAUAAAAAUGACAUAUUUUCAAAUUUAUAUAUUCUCAGGGCUGUCUCAAAGGAAUCGAUGAGCGUUGGACUUCGAAACCGGCUUGUAGAACCAAUCAUCUCGGAGCUUCUUUGUGUGUCUGCAGGUGGGUGGCCGCAUUUGGAAUGGCUCAGAGCGUCGCGGUUCCGUUUUUAAAUUCAAAGUCGUUUUGACAUUUUUCGAGUGUUUGCGUCUCUCUGUUCUCUCAGAGAAACAGGAAAAUAGCACGUCAAUAUGAGAGGGUCGUUGAGAGACGAGGAGGGCGCAGAGAAAAAUGGAACUUUUUAUGUCGCGAAAAACGGAGUAUAUCGCAUUUUUAUUCUCUUGUGCACAACUCGUUUUGAGUCGGGCGCAUUUUACAGCUAUAGUCCGUUUUUCGCGACUUGAAAGGGCGGGGCUUCUCUGCGACCUCCUUAUCUCUCGACAUCUCUCUCUUGUUUACGUGCUAUUUCCACGUUUCUCUGACCUCGCCGAUGAGGGAACAUAGAGACGCAGACAUUGUCAAGUCGCGAAUUCACUCUUCUUUUUUGGUUUUGAACACGAAACUGCAUUAAAAAAUACUCUAAAAAAAUCGAAAAAAAAAGUUUAACUAAAACGGGAAACUCAUCUCUGUAGUUCUUUUCAUUUACUACCGGGCUCAUAGUUUAAUUUUCUCAUCUCAGAAAAUCUCAAAGUUUCAAAUCACUUUUCCAGUGACGGAGACAUGUGCAAUCGGGUCGAAAGAGCCGAAAACGCGGCUCGACCUUUGCCGACGAUUCGACUGCCUGCCGUCGAGUGCCAGAGCAAAGUUGUUCGUAGAAACUUCUUUUUAUUAUUCGAAAAUCUGCAAUCAUUUUCAUUUUUUUAAACAGACUAAGCAACUUUUUUUAUCUUAGCUAAAAAAAGCUUAAAAAAAUAGCGCUUUUUUUGUCUUUAUUUGCGUAUUUUGCAGACUUUGGGGGGCUGAAAAAUCGUUCUCUAGUGAGUUUAAAUCUAUGCCUCGGUAAGAAAAAAAUCUGCCCAAAAAUCUUAGAAAAAAAUGUGAGUUUCUUAUAAAAAAAUAUUUUUUUUCUUUGAAUUAGUGAAGAAUGAAGGGUCUAUUUUAUUUUUCCAACAAGAAAAAGUAUCCUUUUUAGGAUAUUUUUUCUAAACCUUUCCAGGCGAGCACCAGCUUCAUCGGCCCCCGGAAAGAGCACUCCUGCACAUCUAACUACUGUCACGCCUCAAAAACCGAGGUGAAUCACAAAAAAUUUCGAAAAAACAUUCGAAAAACAUCAGACUUUCACGGAAGACACAGCUCCCGACGUUUUGAGCAUCUACAAUUGUGGCGAUAUCCCGGAAUUCGAUUUCGAUGUCCGGUUAAAGAGCUCGGCUGAGGUAAAAUAAUUGAUUUGAGAAAAAAUUUGUCAUUUGGAAGGUGAAAAACUGUCCUUUCGACGGAAAAACGCCGCGCCAAAAUUUUUCCGUAAAGUGUAGUGUGUCGUGUGCAUGCACCGCGGCGCUCUCGCACAUGCCACGUUCAAAGUAAUUUUCCCAAAAAUUCAAAAAUCUUAUCUAAUAUUCUGAAGUUCAGUUAUAUUUUUCACUAUCUGGUGGCUAUUUUGAAUUUCGCGGGAUUACUUUCAACACUAAAUUAAAAAACAAAAAAAUCGCGUUUUUUUCAAAUGAGAACUAGAUUCGUCUCACCACCCAUUGAUGCGCCUUUAAUAUUUCCUGUUGUUUACGCGUUUUUCUCAUGACGUCAGGUUUUGACCACGCCCCCUCAAUUUUUGGUUUUGCAUUAUCUUCCACUAACAAAAACGCCGUGUAGUGAUAAAAUAGUCAAGCUUGGUAUUACAAUUAUCAAACUAAAUGCUUCUAUUUUCUCUUUUUGAACUUACUUAGGAAAUUAGCAUGAUUUAAGGUACUUUCUACAUUUUAAAAUCUACUAAAUUUUGUUUUAGGUAGCCGGCUUGUACGUCAACGGCUGCUAUCGAGUUCAGCUCGAAAAACGUCAAGUGGUCACUGAUUGUGUUUGUUCAAAGGUAAUCUAAAAAAGGAAAUCUAUAGUCCAUUCCUCGCGACUUGACAGUGUCUGCGUCUCUCUGUUCCCUCACCGGUGGGUCAGAGAAAAAGGAAAUUAGCGCCUCAACAUGGAAGGGUAGCCGAGAGACGAGGAGGGCGCAGAGAAAAAGAGCCUUUUCGGAAAAUGGAUUAUACCAAAAGAAAAUCUCUUUUUUGAACUUAAAUCCGUUUUUUAAUGAUCUUAUGACUGCACGUGGAAUGGCUCGAUGCUGCAAAAGGAUUGCUGUAAGGUGCACCCGACCUGAAACGGCUUUAGCUUUGAUAUCGCCAAGCAGUAGAUAAAGUUGCUGAUUUUCCAACGCUUCGAGCCAUUCCACGUGCGACCAGCUAUUUAUUUUAUAGAAACCUAUAGAUUAAUGAUAAAUUUCAGAACAACUGCAACUCCGUCAUCCCCGUAAUAGUAUCUGGAACAGUUCGAUGUUACAUGGGCCAAAAUUUCCAGAAUAUUUCUCAGGUUUCUUCUAAAAUUUAUUUCAAAAAAGGGUAUUUUCAAACUUUUAGGUUUACACGGACGAGUUUUGCGACGGCGAUUACUGUCUGAUUCAAAAUGACAAUGGAAAAAUAUCGAAAGGAUGCAUUUCGGUGAACGAAAGGAACAGUUAUAGCCAUAUCCGGGUAGGAAAUUCGCUCAAAAAAAGCUUUAUGGAUUUUUGAAAUGAGGUAUACUUCAACAGCUCGAGAUAAAAAUAUCGUGGUCGCAUUUGGAAUGGCUUAAAGCGUUGUGGUUGGAAACCCGUCCAAAUUUGACGUGAAAAUCAUGCCCUCACUCUUCAAAAUGUCUCAGCGCGCAAGUAGUUUCAAGUCGGGCGCAUUUUCAAGCAACCGCUUUGCAUCAAACCAUUCCAAUCGCGACAAUGAUCUUUGAAAUGAAAAAUAAUUGAUUAAAGGAGCGGCUUUUAUCAUUUAUCAUUUUUGAAGAUUACGGUAGUCAAAAAAGUUCCUUCCAUCCUUCCAAAGCAAUUUUUCAUUCCAGAGCGGCCACCGACGUAUAUUAGGAACCGAUCAAUGGCUCUGCCAAGCCCAUCUUUGUAACUACGACCCCAAAAGGUGA